Molecule: messenger RNA, 447 nt
Organism: Exophiala mesophila
Lineage: Eukaryota; Fungi; Ascomycota; Eurotiomycetes; Chaetothyriales; Herpotrichiellaceae
Exons: 1
Coding region: 1-447 (148 amino acids)
Source: RefSeq, a predicted model, not a curated record
AUGGGGCAUGCAGAAGACUUACUCAGAUGUUAUACAGCAUUUGAAAGCCUGUGGACCAACUUGCAAAAGGGAAAUGGCUGCAUGUGCGUUAUCAACGACAACGCAGUGUUCCCGGAAGACGGCAGACCAAGCGUCCAAGUUCAAUACCCAAUAUUCCAGAAGAAACAUACCGCAGCCUAUGGCGCUGUCGGCGGGAGCCUGCGUUUUUCCAUCUGUGGUAGAGAAAGGAUUGGUGAUCGAUCAGUCGCCAGGGCCAUCGAACAACUUGUGGUGGAUUCCGUUCAAGGCCCACCUGGCCUCAAGACUGUAAGGAGGAACACAAAUCCUACGGAGAGAAGAGCUUGGAACCUCCCUGAAGAGGACAGUACACUUUGGGUCAUCUCCAGCGAGAGACCAGAAGGUCAUCAUCUCAUUAUGGUGACACCAGGACGCGACUCUACGUUGUAG